Messenger RNA from Drosophila persimilis, 493 nucleotides. RefSeq names its product O-acetyl-ADP-ribose deacetylase 1 (gene Targ3). The transcript is spliced from 3 exons. Lineage: Eukaryota; Metazoa; Arthropoda; Insecta; Diptera; Drosophilidae. The record is from RefSeq and is a predicted model, not a curated record. Bases 38 to 493 code for a protein of 151 amino acids. Gene Ontology annotation, biological process: peptidyl-glutamate ADP-deribosylation.
CACGGGCUGUUUGGAAUUUUUGAUUAAUUUGGUAGAAAUGUCAGGUUUUACUUAUAAAGAGGUGAAUGGGGACUUAUUCAGCGUCAAGGCCGACUAUUCCAUGUGCCAUUGUGUAGCCGCCGACUUGCGUAUGGGCAAAGGGAUCGCCAUCAAGUUUCGUACCAAAUUUGGCCAGCUGCUGACUUUGCAGAGGCAGAAUGUCCAGCCUGGCGGUGUGGCCAUCCUAAAGGAUAAGGAGCGUUUCGUCUACAAUCUCGUUACCAAGCAAACGAGCUGGGGCAAGCCCACCUAUCAGCUUCUCCACAGCUCCUUGACCGCCAUGCGGCAGCAUAUGAUUGCCCACAAUGUCCACAAGCUGGCUAUGCCCCGCAUUGGGUGCGGCCUGGACGGACUCUCUUGGAAUAAAGUGAAAGAAAUGGUCUGCGAGAUUUUCCAAUCGGAUGCUAUUGAACUAGUUGUAUACAAUUAUGUACCAGGUGCAGCCAAACAGUAA